UUUGUUAAUUUAGUUCACGAACACUUUAGAAUUGUACACGUAUGAAACAAAUGUGGAUUCAUAACAAAGUAGGGCUGCAAUGAGUCUACCUGUAAGACAAAUAACAGGGCUAAACUCAUAUGGAUAUGUCAGAAAUGCGCGGGUUAUGUACCAAUGGUGACCAAAGCUAUUGUUUUGCUAACGUUAGCUGCUGUUUCAAUAUCUAUGGAAUGGAAAAGGCCACACUUUUCACUAUUUUCUGUGCUUUUUGCUAAACCUGGCUGUUGCGUUGUAAACCAAAAAUACGUUCGAUAGCCACGGAAAGUACGUAGGUAUCGGUAACGGAGUUUGAAAGUUAUUGUUACCCGGACUUUAAGCUAGCUACAGACGUGGAGUCUUAUACCGGGGUGACAAUAAUAGUUUGCAAGCACAAAUGGAGACAAAGUAUCCCACCAUGAGAAGGCCCAAGAGGAAACUCUGCUAUAUUACAGAAAAAGAAAGUCUGUCAAACCAAUGGAACAAGCCUUUAACAGUGAUGGAUGUUGACAAGUUAUUUGAUGACAUCGAUUCAUCCUCGACUGAUCAGCCGCAGUCUGUAUUGUUUGAGAGUUCUGACACUGGGACAAAUGGGAGCAAAACAUCUAGCUCCAAAAAAGAAAACAAAAGUCCUGCAACAAGAUCAGCAAGACUUAAACUGGAUAUUGAUUUGGAGCCCCCAGCUGAAAUGCACAGGCCUAUAAAAACCUCCAGCCCCAUUGAACUAGAAAUGGGUGUAGAAAAAGAUGAGAAAGAUGAGCAAAUUGCGUCCCCAGUUCUUUUUAACUGUGAAGAUGAUAUGGCAGAAGAAUUUGACGCAGUCCCUCUACCAACAGAGACACCCAAGAAAAAGGAAACGGGAACUAAAAAGGGUCAAGAAGAUACUGAACUGCAUGAUCGAGCAGUAAGGCGAGAGUCUGUGGCGGGUGUUUCGGUGAAAAAACGGCGUGCUGGUGAGAUAUCCUCACCUGCUGCAAGGCAAAAGACACCUUUUCUGAAAAAGCUUCAAGUCGAUAUACAGUCAAGUAAACAAAAUUUGAAAAAAGCACAGGUGACACCGCCGCCUCCUCCUGAUCCCGAGGACGACUUUCUAAUUCUGGAAGACGAUGCUCCUUUUUGGAUUUCUAUCCCAAGUAAAAGUGUCUCAAAAAGAAGACAAAGGCAGAGCUUGACAUCCAGCCCUACUAAAGAAAGUUCACCAGACAAGGGAAAGGUGGAAAUUCCAUCAGAGAUUCCUCAAGAAAGACCAGAGCCGGAAAGGGAAAACGGCCAACUGGAAAGCCAGGUUGUUGAUCAAAAGAAUAAAAAGAAGAAAGGAAAAGAGAAGACCCAGAAAUCUACAGGGAAUGGAAAAAUGAAAGAAGAUUUUUACGAUUAUCAGGAACCUAUCUCAGAUGACUUUGAGGUGCAAGAAGAAAAAAAGAAAACCGUUCAAUCAAAAAAGCGUCUUAACGCUGAGGUUCAGUCUAAAGACAAAUCCAAUGAGGACUUGGACAAUGAAAAACCCUCAGAGAAAAUGCAAACCAAAGACAGAAAGUCGUCUGACAAAAGGAGCGCAAAAGACGAUAAAAAAACAACCAAGAAAAGCUUAGCAAAAACUGUAAAGAAGGCCAAUAAACAAACCCAGAAGAGAGCUGUGCUGGAGAAGGAUGGAGCAGAUGCUAGUCCUGUAACGAAUCAAAUGCAGGAGGAGAGCGGCAAGGAAUCCACAGACACAGAAGAGCAGAACAAAUUUACAGAUGAAGAAUUCGUAGAAUCUAAGGAAAAUAGGAAGAACAAAAAACUCAAUCCUCCAGUUGAGUCUGGAAGAAGUUCAUCCGAAGAGACUGAAAGAAGGAAGAGAAAGCCGACUGGACAGUGGUGGUUGAGCUCAGGGAGCGGUGAAGAAAGCCCAGACCAGCAGCCGAAACUGCAAAAGUUAAACAAGGUCAGUAAGAAGCCCAGUGCAGCAGUGUGCUCUCCUGUGAAGGCCAAAAAACAGCCCGUGGGACAGUUCAGUAAACAAAAAAAUGAAAGAAAAGAGAAAAAUCCAAAGCGAACCAAAAAGACAAAAAACGCAGAAGAGGUGGAAUCUGCCAAAAGUAAAGCAGCAGAUGAGCUAUUAGACAUGGAGCAACAGGAGGUUCCGGACCAAAACCUGGACCAGGUGGAGUCUAGUCCCUUGAUGGUCACACCUCGUCAUAAAUCAGAUAAACUAUUUCAGAAGGUGUAUAAUAAUGUCUGCAGUGCUAAACAGUCGACUCCAUCAUCGGCUACCAACGACCCGCUCUGUGAAUGGGAAACGGGGAAACGGAGGAGGAAGCCGCCGGGCGACUGGUGGGCAGUUUCCAAGGCUGCUGAUGAGGACGACUUAGAAAGGAUUUCCUGGAAGCCUCAGCAGCUUCAUCCCAAAAAGACAAAACCUUCUAAGGCAAAAAAACAAUCCCAGCAAAGCAAACCUGCCGAACUCCCCCAAAAUAAAAACAUGGCAACCCCGGUGAAGACAGCAGGGGGCGCUCUGAAGCCUCUGCUGAAGCCUCUGUCCCCUCCAAAGAGUGUCAGGCGCUCUCUGAAGGACGUCUUCCCUGCAGAAGCAGAGCCUCCACACGAUGUCCCUUCACAUUCCGAUAAGGAAUGCUCCUACUCCGAAUACACAACAGGAAACACAUUCGAUAAAGACAGUGAAGAGGUGGGUAAAAGCACAACCACCAGGUUCAACCACAAAACUCAACCAAACCCAAAACGCCAGUCAGACACGUUAAAAGCUUUACAAAGCGGACCCUCCUCCAUGAUUGUGCUGGAGCAGUUUGAGGAUAAUAACAACACGAGUUUGCUGUCGUCCCGUCUGCGGGUGGCGCUCUGUGUGUCGGAUCUUUGUUCUCCUCCUCUCAGGCCGCUCACCUUACAUCCAAAGGAUAAGGACAACCUGAACGAAUGGCUCCAGGCGCUCUGGUCCACCACGUCUGACAAUGGUGCUGCAGUCACUGCGGAUCACUUUGAGUGGUAUUCCUACCAGGACCGAGCGCUCGGCUACCAGGUGGAUCUCAACAGCGGCUCCAUCUGUUCCGGAAAGAUCCUGCUGGGCUCUCACAUGAAGAAGCCCCUCUGGGUGGAUCACAGCGCGACCACCGUUUUCAAUGUGUUAACAAGUACAGUGAGAGUUAACAUUAAUUCCACCGUGUUCCGCUUCAAACCCGGACAAAGCUUCAUUGUGGAGUGUGGGCGAGCCUACAGCCUCCAGAACCUGAACCCAGAGCCAUCUGUUCUGUACUUUACCCGGAUCGUAGCAGAAAGUUCAGACUGAAGCUAUAAAUGACAUUUUGUAUAAAGUCUCACUAGUUUUACUUUGUGAAAAAUGAUCUGUGAAUACUUUAAUAGCUGUAAUUUUUAUCAAACUUGGCAAAUCUGUCUUCAAUGUAUGCAAUCCUGUAAAAAAACAAAAGUUAAGAAACAAACCUGUAAAUAAGUUUGUGCUUUUUAAGAACUUUU
This is a messenger RNA of Oryzias melastigma (Indian medaka), 3483 nucleotides long. Its product is annotated as microtubule-associated protein futsch. Lineage: Eukaryota; Metazoa; Chordata; Actinopteri; Beloniformes; Adrianichthyidae. The record is from RefSeq and is a predicted model, not a curated record. The transcript has 15 exons. The coding region runs from base 413 to 3298 and encodes 961 amino acids.